Molecule: messenger RNA, 7092 nt
Organism: Topomyia yanbarensis
Lineage: Eukaryota; Metazoa; Arthropoda; Insecta; Diptera; Culicidae
Product: ATP-binding cassette sub-family G member 1-like
Exons: 9
Coding region: 1253-3835 (860 amino acids)
Cellular component (GO): plasma membrane
Molecular function (GO): ATP hydrolysis activity; ABC-type transporter activity; ATP binding
Source: RefSeq, a predicted model, not a curated record
CAACCAGUCUGAGAGUUCUUGGCACCACGGGCGGACCGAAAAAUAUCGUACUGCUUACGAGACGGACUAGUUUGUGUGUGCACAAAUGUCAAAAAAAAUAUUUCACAAAGAAAAAAGACCCAUCUUUUUUCGGCUGUUUAAGAAAUUCUCUGACGCGGAUACUUACGUUUGUAGUCAGAUGUGUUGUUUGUUGAUAUCGAGGCUGAUUUAAGUAGCAGCAGUCGAAUAAAGCACUCACCAUUUUGUCCACCAAGUUGCGAUGACCUUUACAGACCACCUACCAUCUUCGACGGUACGUUUCGGUAGGUUACUCGUACGACGAAAUCGGUGGAAAAGUUUGGAAGCAGCCGAAUUCCAAUCGCUUCCAAGGUGAAAUUACGGUGUGCUUGGGAAAACAUGCUGAAACGUUGUGUGAUAAAAAUAGAAACUCGAAUAACGUAAACACUUUUUGUUCUGCAUAAUUCAAUCAAAUCAAAUCAUCAGAUGCAGUAAUCUGGCAAAUUUUUGAUGCGAUUAAGUAUGUGUACAUGAAAAUAUUUCGGAUACUAUCGGUUAGUGCAAGUGGGCAUUCGCAAUCCAACAUUCGAACGAGGAGAAAAAAUGAAGUCCUCGUAGAAAUCGAUCCUGGCUGUGUGUAUUUCAGCCCAAGUGUUUGUGAGAGUGUGAGUCCAGAGAAAAAUCUUAGGGUGGAAAAUCGCCUCCCCCUCGUGCGGUGCUGCGUGAGGAUUAGUACGGCAGUAACCGGAGAGAAAGAGAACGAGAGGAAAAUAUUGAACUAGAGAGUGUUUAGGAAGGACGUUGUUUGUGUCAUUUGCGAUUCAAGGAAACCGAGAAUUUCACUCUCACUAUUUGACAAAACGGAGCAGACACAACUGCUUCGGCGUUAGUGAGCAAGCUGUUGUUAUGCUGUAUCCUAAUAGCAUAAACACAAAGCACUGAUAACGGAGUACGCGUGUACCCGCAAUUGUUGGAAUUGCUGUAGCCGGUGGAGGAAAAGUGAGCAAAAAGUUGCCCUACAUAAUUGUACUCAACCUACGAGAGGGACGUAGCGAUUCCAUCAUCUUGGUAAAGAUAAAAACGAGCUUCACUACAACACAACAAAUUGAAACGCACGUUUUGCUAUGGCCCUACAAAAAAUGAACUGAACAGCUCAAACUAGGCCAAAGCGGCUCUCUAGAGAACAUCUAGCGCAUAUUUUCUGCACCAAACAAACCGGCCACUAUCGUAGCGGAAACAGUACUUCCGAACUCUAAUGACCGACAAGGUCGUCAUCUGCAACACCACCGCCACGCCGGGAGCAAUGUCAGCAAGUCAGCACGAGCUGACCGAAGUUUCCGUGGUGGACAUCAAUGCUUCACUGGCCGCUUCAGCACCGCUCCUGCCGACACCGAUUGCCAGUUCGGCCAGUCCGGUGCCACUACAACCGUCCGCAGCGGCAAUCCUCGCAGGUGGAGGAUCCGCUGGGCUAGGUAAUCUGUUCAAUCUGGCCAGCAGCGGCGACAUGGCGACGGUGGCGUACAACUCGUACACCCAGAACGUGCGCUGCAAGUCUCCGCCGACGCUGGUCGACAAUCUCAAGAACGGGAUGAUUGGAAACUCUCAAGGUGCUCUCUGCAAUGGAGCUAUCAUGACAAACGGCCAAACCAAGGACUCCAACCUAUCUCAUGGAUUGGUUCGAAAGGUAUUAAACAACAGUGAAAAUGGCCAAAAGAAGGGAAUGGUGUCUCUCACACAUCUACCAAAGAGGCCACCGAUCGACAUCGCGUUCAGCGAGCUGGCCUAUUCGGUGUCGGAGGGGCACAAACGUAGCUACAAGACAAUACUCAAGGGUAUCAACGGGAAGUUCCGCUCCGGGGAACUGACCGCUAUCAUGGGACCGUCCGGUGCCGGCAAGAGUACGCUCAUGAACAUUCUCGCCGGAUACAAAACUUCUCAUCUGAUUGGUUCGGUGCUAAUUAACGGCAAGGCACGCAACCUCCGCAAAUUCCGUAAACUGUCCUGCUACAUCAUGCAGGAUGACCGGUUGCUGCCCUAUCUAACCGUUCGGGAAGCGAUGAUGGUUUCCGCCAACCUUAAGCUGGGGAAGGACAUCUCGGACGAACUGAAGAGGGAAAUUGUCGAGGAAAUCAUCGACACGUUAGGGCUGCUAGAAGCAGCCAACACCCUGGCACUGAACCUUUCCGGUGGUCAGCGCAAGCGACUAUCAAUCGCCUUAGAACUAGUGAACAACCCACCUGUCAUGUUUUUCGACGAACCAACCAGCGGACUGGACAGUGCGACCUGCUCGCAGCUAAUCUAUCUGCUAAAAUCGCUGGCCCGCGGCGGCCGGACCAUCGUCUGUACCAUCCAUCAACCAUCGGCGAGGAUAUUCGAAAUGUUUGACAAUUUGUAUGUAUUAGCGGAAGGACAAUGUAUCUACCAGGGGCUCGUAAACGGACUGGUUCCGUUUCUAGCCUCACUGGGGUUGGAGUGUCCCAGUUAUCACAACCCGGCAAAUUAUGUGAUGGAAGUAGCCUGCGGUGAACACGGCGACUGGAACAGCAAACUCGUGACGGCUGUUAACAAUGGCAAAUGUAACAACUACAACCAACCAGUACUAGCUCAAAGCAAACCCCAGAAAAACUUAGAAUUAGCGACUGAUCAGCCGGUGGAGAAGAUUGUAGCCGUUAUGUCCCUGGCGGCCGGUAAGGAUGAUCUGAUAAAACCCUCGGCGUCCGAGUUUACCGCGAUUAAUAUGCCUCCGGCGGGACCGCUGAACAAUGAGAGCAAAUUCACAGCCCCCCUAGGAAGUAGCAUCAGUAGUAGUAGUAAAGCCGUAGAGGAACCCGGAGGUGCAGUGACCGCUGGUGUUAGUACAAUCACCAUGACCAGCGCCAGUGGAGCUUCGGCCCUUGGUGAAGCUUCCUCGACAUCGCUGAAACCCACUUGUACAACGUCCCUGCUGGACUCAACCGAAAGCGUUAGUAUCGCGGUGCCGAAGAAGCUAACCGGCUUCCCGACUUCCGGUUGGAUGCAGUUCUGGAUACUGCUCAAGCGAACAUUCAUCACGAUCAUGCGGGAUCAGACGCUGACGCAGAUGAGACUGCUGUCGCAUGUGAUCGUGGGUGCCAUCAUCGGGAUGAUCUACUAUGACAUCGGGAACGAAGCGUCCAAAAUUAUGAGCAAUGCGGGAUGUUUGUUUUUCACUACCAUGUUCACGAUGUUUACGGCUAUGAUGCCAACGAUUCUCACCUUUCCUACCGAAAUGGCCGUCUUCGUGAGGGAGCAUCUCAACUAUUGGUACUCGCUGAAGGCGUUCUAUUUUGCGAAAACGGUGGCCGAUCUGCCUUUUCAGGUAGUUUUCACCAGUGUGUACGUCAUCGUGGUCUACUACCUAACAUCCCAGCCGAUGGAACCGAAGCGGGUCGGCAUGUUCGUACUGAUCUGCAUUCUAACGUCGCUGGUGGCGCAAAGUCUCGGACUGCUGAUCGGUGCCGGAAUGAGCGUGGAAACGGGCGUCUUUCUCGGUCCGGUGUCCACCAUUCCCAUAAUUCUAUUUUCCGGCUUCUUCGUCAACUUCGACGUCAUUCCCAGCUAUCUACAGUGGCUGACGUACGUCAGUUACGUGCGGUACGGUUUCGAGGGUGCGAUGGUCACCGUGUACGGCCUGAAGCGGGCAAAGCUGGACUGCAACGAGAUCUACUGUCACUAUCGCAAUCCGGAAAAGUUUCUGGAGGAAAUGUCGAUGGACAAAGCCGAGUAUUGGAUCGAUGCAACGGCCCUGUUUGGGUUCUUCAUCGGCCUUCGGAUCGUGGCCUACUUCGUGCUGCGAUGGAAACUUCAUUCGAUCCGCUAAGUUCGGCAGUAAACUGACAGGCAAAUAACCGUGACAAGGACGCCAUUUUGCGCUAGAACUAUGGUGCGCCGAAUGUAGCUUAUAUACAUCCAAAAGCCCAUCACUCAUUAGCCACUUUUAACGAAAACAUAAUUUAGGUAGGUUGCAAAGUAGGAAUGAUCAUUCUACGGUGAAAAUACUAAAAUUUUAUAAUUAUGAUGCUUUGAAACAGACAAAGAAUUUUUUUACUUCGAGCAAGGGAAGAUCGAUUUGUGUGCAGGAACGCGAACGGAACGGAACUGUUUUUUCGGAUCAAAGUUUGUGUAUACUAAUAGAAGCCAUGAAAUUGGGUAGAAACCAAAAGCCAGUCAUUUUUGUUGACUCAGUAUUUGUCGGUAUUUAGUGUCCGGUGUUUGAAACACUCAACUCCACCCAGCAUAUCCCCCUGUUAGGUAAUUAGACUGGAGAAAGGAUCAUUUCUACUGCGACGACACAACUUAACACUCAAACAGACACGUUUCUCAAAACAUUCUAUCUAAGACACUAUAACGUAAUAGCGAACAAGCAUUAAAUCAAACCACAAACCCACAUAUUCCCACUUUGAAACCACGUUUAGCGAGAAUAUUCAUCCUUAUAUAGGCUUUAGGAGAAAAAAAAAACCAAACAGAAUCCCAGCUGAUAUACUAGUAUGUAACAUGCUACUCGAACAGAUGGCGGAGAGAACAUAUACAACAAGAACAUCAACCAACGCAAAACUAUGAAAUCAAAAAGCAACUUUCAUUUUUCGCUGUCGGCACAUUUCAAACUCUCAAAAAAAACGGUGUAGGUACAUAUUUUCGAAAGCGAUAGAUCAAGUAGACUGGCAACUCUGUCGAAAGUUUGAUGGAGACACGGAAUGUAAUAACGUCCUCUUCCGGAUAAUUGUGGUACUAUGUGGAUACUUGUGUGUGUUAACUUCUAAGUAAAUGUUUUGAUAUGCGCCUUCACACGACUUUUACAAUUCUAGACAAACAUAUAAUUGGGGCGUUUAAGCCAACUGUCAAAAUUUACCAUGAAUGGAAAUUCCGCACAAACCGUUACUCGCCCAUCAUAGAUGUUGGUAGUAAACAAAAGAGAAAAGUUGUCUCGUUCAUUAACUACUGUGAAUUGUGUUUGGCUAGUAACGGUUUGUCCGGAAUUUCCCUUCAAAGAUAAUUUCGACAGUUGGCUUUUACGCCGUAGUCAGGUGUUUGUCGAGAAUUGGAUUUGCAACUUUGUGGGGCAGCGUCACAGCCAACUCCCUGGCAAAAAUAUGGCGACGCACAGUGGCGGGUCUUCAAACAAAAGUCGGACAAAACCUCAAAUGUUAUUUAAUUUGGCUGAAAAUCACAAUUUAAGCAAAUUUUGAGAUACUGAGCUCAUUUUUGAUGUCAAAAGUCGUAAAAUAUUAAAUGCAUUUUUUCAUACAGUGUCAUUGAACCUUUCUUAUAACUAUGAUCCCGUUUUCAUGACAGAUUUUCCGUUACUGUUCACCAAUGUCAGCAAUAUCAUAAAAAAUGAAGAACACUACUUUAAAUCCAUUGUAUAACGUGUUGGUUUACUGUAGAUUGUCUAACUAUUUUACACAAAAAACCAUGCGCCUCCAUAUCAGCAACAAAGAUUCAAAAUCUCCUUAAACCUUUUUGCGCACCUAGGCGCAGAACGAGACCAUGAUAUUCGAAAAGUAGAGGUUAUUUAACAUAGAAUGUAUACUAUGUGACCGUUCCGAAAUGAUUCCGAAAUUUGUACAGAAUACAUUAGUGAAAAAAGUAUUUUUGUUCUGACCACCUCAAACCUAUUUAAGCUAAAAAGUCAUAGUUCCAAGCAAAUUUACCAAAUGUAUUUCAUUCACUAACCAAGUUCAUUCGUUCCUCUACACAAUGAAACUAGUAGUGCUAAAAUCGGACCAAAAUCAAAAGAGCAACAUGCAUUUGGAGUGAACAGAGCAAUGGUGGUUUCGGAAAUGAAAAUCAUUAAAAAGUCCGGACUUUGCAACGUUUAAACCCAUGUUAAAAAUCGUGUUCUUAUCCAAUGAUCAUAAAAUUUUGAAUAUACAUCAUUCAAUACAUGAGAAAUUUAGGAAAAAUAUAAAACAUUAAUAUUUCAAAAAUAAAUUUUUGAGGUUUUGGCCAGCCUCCAGCCAUUGUGCGACGUGCAGGAUUUGACAGUAGUAAACAUAUGAUGGGCCUACCUAGAUCCCUCUAAACAAGGUCUUAGCAUAUGCUAAAAUUGUUAGUGGUAGUGAACAGAGACAGCCUAUAAAACGUGGUAUAGAUAACGUAGACGCUACCAAGCGUCAAAGAAACUAUCACACAUACGAGCACAGCGGGAGUUUUCGUUUUGACGCAUGCAUAGACACAAGGACCUUUCUAUAUAAGGACAUAGGGUGGAGCCAAGAACUCAGGCAACCCAAUCACAACAAAAAUUUGACAGCUACCUGCAUGCAAGGGGCUCUACAAAUAGGAUAGUUACAGUUUCAACAAGACGGAGAAGAGUCAUGCCCACGAACAAAAAUUCGACAUUCUCCCACAGUUCUGCUAGUUUGUAAUUACGUCAAAUUAAUCCUGGUCAUUUUAUUACUAGAGCGUCCGAUGACGGAAGUCAAAAACCAAUGACGUUUAUCAUUUCAUAGUAAAAAGGAAGAGUUGCCAGUCUUCUUGACAAGAUAGCUUCUAUAUAAUCCACGGAUGCACCAGCUUUAUUGAAAAAAAACAACCAAAUAUCGAGUUGAAGCAGUGCAACAGACGAAACGAAAAACUGAUAUAUUUGUGUGAUAGGUGGUUCAAUUAAAUUACGGGCGUUAAGUUAUUUCUAAGUACCAAACUGUAUCAGUAUAUAUACCGGUCUACAGUUUAAGCGUUUACGGAUACAAUUGAGAAGAAAAUUAUAUUUUCAAAUGAAAAAGGGGUAAUUUUUAGCAAGACGGCUAAGUUAGUUGUUUAUUUUGGUCUCUUCUGAAGUGCAUUCAGUAUGUAUUUAUUAAACGUUGCCAACUCUUGAUUGAAGGCAAAGGUCAUACACGAAAAAAGGGAAGGGUGUUCACGAAGCUAAUUAUUUACAGUGCUGUAUACUCGAAUGACAGAAAAUCGAUCGAAUUGAUAUUCCACAUAGACGAGCACAGUUUAUUUCGUGAAGGCUAGGAGAAGUGCGCUGUCACACGAGCGAGUAAGCUGAUAAAUAAGAUUUUUUGGUAAUUUUUAGCUGCGAAUUAGUGUGAUACGAAACUUGAUUUCAUCAAUUUUUAAUAAUAAUAUAACAAA